AUGGACGAAGAUAACCACAACGGACAUUACGGUGGAGAAGAAGGGUAUAGCGACUUCUACGAUGCCGGGAAUCAACCUCACGACGGGUUCAACCAAGGACAACAUGAUUUCGAUCAAGGAGAAGACCAGGACCACGACAAUUUCGACCAAGGACAACAUGACUUCGAUCAAGACGGCGACCAUGGGUACGACGACUCGUACCAGGAAGGAGAUAUGGAGCAGCAUGGUGAUCACGGGAUGGGGGACUUAAGUGCGAAACUAGAAGAGCUCGAGGCCAAGCUCGACAAACUCGAAAGAAGCUAUGAGAAAACCUACUGGUCCGAAGGUCCUAAAGAGCCGGAUGAAAUUCAACAACCAAAGCUCCACCAUCAUUCGUUGAAUAUGACCAAAGUUUGUUUCCAAAUCCUGCAGAUUGAUCCAGAAAACCAACGUGCAGCCGCACUUCAUGGCGACCACUCAGCAUCAAUCUUCGGCCAGUUCUUUGGCCAUGCAGGCGUCGACCCUAGCAUGUACAAGCCCAGAAUGUCCGAGCACAUCAGUGGAGUCCCUCGUCCUGAGGACAUGGAUGAUAGCGACAACGAAGAAGAACAAGAAGGAGAAGAAGGGACCGAGGACGGGGGCUAUGAUCAAGAUGACUUUGACAACGAAGACAAUCCUGAGUAUUCGGCUGGAGAAGGGGAAGACCAUUAUGACCAAGACGAUUACGGGACGGGAGAAAAUGAAGAGUAUCAUGACGAACAUGGUCACGACAACUACGACGAGCACCACGAUCAGGAUUACGACCCUGAUCAGUCAUGGGAUGAUGGCGAUGGUGGGCAGGACGGCGGGCAGUGGCAUGGUGGAGAUGGGCAUGGUGGUGAUGAGCAGUAUGGCCACAACUGGGAGAGUGGAGGAGGGGAUGAUGAUGACGGUGGCCAGCAAGGUGAAGCAUGGCAAAACGGAGGGCACGACAGCAAUAGUCACUAUCAUGGGGAGGACUGGCAAGACGGAGACGAUAAUGACAAUAGUCAUCACCAAGAAGGAGGGUGGCCUGGCGAAGGCGAUGACGGCCAUCACUCUGGAGACCAUGGGGGCUCUGGAGACGGACAUUGUUGA
Molecule: messenger RNA, 1095 nt
Organism: Fonsecaea multimorphosa CBS 102226
Lineage: Eukaryota; Fungi; Ascomycota; Eurotiomycetes; Chaetothyriales; Herpotrichiellaceae
Exons: 2
Coding region: 1-1095 (364 amino acids)
Source: RefSeq, a predicted model, not a curated record